UUGACGGUGAUCUCUUUGUCAAUAUCGGUGUAUGCACGCUUUGAGAGCUAUCGGUGUAUGCACGCACACGCACACUCACACAGUCGCCUUUUUUGUGUAUCUCUUAUUCAACUGAUACCGCAUACGAAAUGCAUUUUUUUUUAUCGAAAAUCCAUUUUAAACCCGAAAUUCCAAUGAAAUUCCAAAAAAAUUCAAUUCACUUAACAUUGUCUGAAAUUUUAAUUUAUGUUUAUCAUCGUUGAUUGCGGCGCAUUCCAUUUAUUCCGUGCAGCGGUUCGGUUUAUAGUCAUCUCUUUCAUUUACGUAAUCGGUUCAAACACACGAAAAUACGUACAACCGCACGACAUUGAAUCACAAUGACAGAUGCAAAUACGUCAUCUCAUUGUCGCUUGAAAAUAACAAAAAAGACCCUCAACUACAUGGAUUUCAUGGAAAGCAACACUUUGGAAUAGAUUGAAUUUUAUCACCUUGCACACUGUGUGUGAUCAUCAUCAUAAAGUAAAUAGAGUGAAAAGAUUCUCGUUCACAUUCGCAGUGACUGUGACGAGUUAUCAGUCAUUGGGCUCGGAAUUUUGUGCACAUUUUGCAGAACGAUCGAGCAGAAAUUGUGUUACGAUGAAUUGGGGUGCACAUUUACGAUGAGUUCAUUACUUCACUGAGACAUUGUUUUGCCUGAACAACUGUGACAGCUCGAAUUGUGUGUCUGUGUGUUUUUCUUUUCAUAUGCGUUUUGUCGCUUGAAUGUGACCAAGAAAGUAAACUAAUUUAAUUUAAGUUCCUUCAUUUUGUUGUCAUUGUACGCGUUUAAGUUAUUUCUAAUACGUCUAUGUGUGUUUUUUUUAAAGUUCAAAUAAAUUUGUUGCCUGAGAUUUAAACGAAACAAAAAAAAAUCAAUUUGUAAGAUAACAGUUAAGAGAAAACAAAAUCAUGUCGCAAAGUCAUUUUAACUAUAUGAGCGGAGUGCCUGUGAAAAUAGCUGAAAGCUAUAAACCUCCGAAAAAAUUGGCUUUGACACAAAGUGUAUCGCAACGUCUAUCGACAUCGUCCAGUAUUACAACGCAAUUGCUCGAAAAGAGUACGUACGAUUUUACUUUGGAGCGAACGAUGUUAGCCAAAAUGUCCGAAUGGCAGCACAUGAGACAGCAUGAAAACUGUGAUAGAAAAGAGCGAUUGCGUCUGUAUCAGCAGGAGCGACAGAGUUUAUUUGAUGCGAAGCAAAAGCAAAUGUUGACGGCUGUCUCGUAUCCCAGCACCGAUGAUUUAUCAUCCGACGAUGAUGGUGAUGACAGUGGCCAUGGUACGUCAUCGAGUGAUGCAUCCAAAUCGGCUGUUCCGAUUCCGGCGGUACAAUCGAAAGGGCCACAACAACAGUUCAGUCCACCAAACUAUUUCAACAACAUUUUAGUUCCGACCGUGAUGCCAGGCCAAGCAAAUACGCAGAUCAAGCAAAAUAUUAUCUCAACCAAAACUCCACACUAUUCGAAGAUCAAUUUUCAUGAGUUUGAAAGUGACAAUUCCAGCCCGUUCGAUAAUGUGGAACUGAAAACCAUUAACGAUUUGGACAUUUUGGCCGAAGUGUGGAACACGUCGGUAGCGAUAAAUAAUCCCGGCUCAAAUGCUAAAGACAACACUCCGACGAGUGAUGAGCCAUCGUCGAAAAUCAAUUCAACAAUGAAUACCAGCGAAUCGAAUCAAUUACCAAAUCACACCUAUCAACCGGUGUUGAAUUCAAACUCAUUUCAUCCAGGAGCGUUAAAUGCGCAGCAGCAAAACCAAACAAAUAGCAAACAUAUGAAGCAUUCCGUUGCGGCAGCUACCAACUCAACGAUUCCAAUUACGAAUAGCUAUUAUGUAAACCAAGUCCACUACAAUCAUCACAUCGAUCCGAAUCAAACGUAUUCGUUAGGCAACCAAACGUAUAUCAAUACCACAACUAUCAACAAUAAUCCAUCGUAUGCGAUCGCCCAACAUUCAUUCGCCCCCAACAAUUACAUAAAGGCAGUUUACAAUGGUCAAAGGCCAGCACCGGCCAAUGUUACUGCUUUCGCAGCCGCUACUCCUGCUGCUCAUACCACAUCGGUGUAUGGUGAUAAAACUGUGAUAACAAAUAGCAUCCAAGCGAAAUCGAAAUCAAAAAGCGUACCGGACAUUGUGCAAGAAAUUAACGCCGAAAUCCAGAACUCACAGGGCAGACGAGUGCGUAACAAUAGCCAAAGCGAAAAUAAAGACACGGCACCGACGAGCCAAAAUACUUCUGACUCAACAAACUCAAUCGAUGCGAAUCCAAUUUACAGUAAAUUAUCCGUUUCCUCUCGAAAUUUAGCCAGAAAUAUCAGUUCGAUGGGAUUUCCACUGGAGCAAGUAGCGCGAAUAACAGAGAAAUUGGGCAAAGAUGAUAAAAAGAUAAUCGAGCAUUUGAUACGUUUGGGCGAAUUAUUGGAUUUAGGUUUUGAGGAGCAACAAAUUUCAGAUGCAUUGCUUAAGUUUGAUAAUAACAAGGAAAAAGCUCUAGAUUUUCUAAUUUCGUAGUAUAAACCGUCGAUGGAAUCGAUUCGUGUUUACUCUUUGAAGUGCAUUAGUUAUUUUUUUAAAGAUAAAAAAAACAAUCACGAACCUUUCGAAAUAUUCACGACAAAUUACUGUCGGCGCACCUUACCUAUACCUAUACCUUUACACAUACACACAUACAUACAUACACCAUACACCAAAAAUAAUUUAUUGAAUUGUACAGCUUGCAUCGGGCAUUUAUGCAGUAAAUAAGUUAUUAAAACGCUUAGCUGAUGCUAAUGGAUAACGAAAUAUACUUACUUAGGGUGAA
Messenger RNA from Sitodiplosis mosellana (orange wheat blossom midge), 2818 nucleotides. RefSeq lists its product as uncharacterized. Gene Ontology annotation, cellular component: ESCRT I complex. Bases 928 to 2529 code for a protein of 533 amino acids. Gene Ontology annotation, biological process: ubiquitin-dependent protein catabolic process via the multivesicular body sorting pathway. Lineage: Eukaryota; Metazoa; Arthropoda; Insecta; Diptera; Cecidomyiidae. The record is from RefSeq and is a predicted model, not a curated record. The transcript has 3 exons. Gene Ontology annotation, molecular function: ubiquitin binding.